This is a messenger RNA of Somion occarium, 790 nucleotides long. Lineage: Eukaryota; Fungi; Basidiomycota; Agaricomycetes; Polyporales; Cerrenaceae. The record is from the annotation of a GenBank genome assembly.
AGCGCGAAAUUUCUCCACAACUCUUAACGUACGAGCUCAGCUAGUCGUUCUUCUCUCCUUCCCGGUGCUUGCUUUCUUCUCUGUAUCAUCUCGUAUACCACUACGCACCGGGCAACAUGAACGCGGCAACAACGAACUUGGUCGUCUCACUCGUGGCCAUGCAAGUGGCCCGAAAGAUUAACUUCGACGAUCCUGAGAUCUUGACCUAUGUUCGCAUUGCCUAUGUCGCUGUUCAAGUGCUCGUGUUGGGAGUGUACUACUAUACGUCACUGAAGAUUAAGCAGAAGAAUGACUUGACUGUCCUCAAGUACGUGGAACCUGCGAGCCCUAUGUCCGGGGAAGAAGGGAAGUUAGUCACUACCACGGUGCGGGAUUAUGACCUAUCGGAAACCUCAAAACUGGUCCGUGGCGCAUACAUGGGCAUCCUCAUGAUGGCAUUCUUGCAUGGAUACCUCAAGUACACUCAGCCGUUGUUCAUCCAAGCUCUUAUGGGUCUCAAGGGCUUGUACGACGCUAAGCCCGUUGCUAUUCAUGUUCUUGGCAAGCCUGCCGAGGGUGACCUUAAGCGUCCAUUCAAGGCGGGUGGUAUGUUUGGUACCGCUGCGAAUCCUCAAACCGACAAAGCUGCUAUCGACGAGGCCGAGAAGCGAAUCGGCAAAAAGGACGAGUAGAUACCUCGCGUGUUCUGUAGACUUUUUUUUCUGGAUAUAGGUGCUUUAAUACAUUAUUGUUUAUGCGAUUUUUUGCUGCGAUGUUCGACCAAUAAUAGAUAGUUCAUGUUUUUAUAGUC